AUGCACCUCAGCCUGGGUGAACAUCCCAUGCACCUCAGCCUGGGUGAACAUCCCAUGCACCUCUACCACAUCAGCAUCCUCUGCCCGGGGGAACAGUGCGCCCGCCCCGUACGGGUGGGAGUCCGCGGUCCAGAAACCAGUACAGUAGAAGUAGGUGCAGAGCUGGCGGUAAAAGGGGUGGAUGGGGGAGGGAAGAGGGUAAUGGGUGCUCAAGGGGAGGUGCGGUGCAGCCUUGGCGAGGAGUGCACUCAGCAGCCCGCAGAUUCAACAGUGAGUGGGAAUUCAUGGGCCAUGCUGCAAGAGUGGGAAUUCAUGGGCCAUGCUGCAGGAGUGGGAAUUCAUUGGCCAUGCUGCAGGAGUGGGAAUUCAUGGGCCAUGCUGCAGGAGUGGGAAUUCAUGGGCCAUGCUGCAGGAGUGGGAAUUCAUGGGCCAUGCUGCAGGAGUGGGAAUUCAUGGGCCAUGCUGCAGGAGUGGGAAUUCAUGGGCCAGAAACCGGUGCAGGAGAAGCAGGUGCGGAGAUGCGGGUACGACGCGGAACGAGGGUUGGGAGAUGUGGGAAGGGGAGGGGAGAGUAAGAGGGUGAGCACCAGUGCGCCUAAUGAGACGUCUCAAAAUUAA
Closterium sp. NIES-65 is the source of this 618-nucleotide messenger RNA. NCBI's taxonomy places the organism in Eukaryota, Viridiplantae, Streptophyta, Zygnematophyceae, Desmidiales, Closteriaceae. The record is from the annotation of a GenBank genome assembly.